AUGCUUAGCUAUGCCUUCCUCUCUUUUCUGGUGGCUCGGGGACUGGCGACAGACUGGAUAGACUAUCCCGCCGAUGGGACAGCAACACUCACUACCUAUACCCUUCCGGAAAACUUCAUUGCCGCGUGCGGUUGCACCGCCGAUAGUACACAUUAUCCCACCGCUGCUAUGAGCGAAAUGGCAUAUGGAAGCAGCGCGGCAUACGGCCCAGGAUGCGGCCGGUGCUUUAACAUUACCCUCCUCAACACCUUCAACUCAGACCCCCCCUUCUAUCCGGAGGAGCAUCCUAGUGUUGUCGUGAAGAUAACGGACCUCUGUCCUUCGGGCGGGAACGGUUGGUGUUCUGCGACGGCGAACAAACCUAAUGCAGGUGGGGCUUAUGUCAACUUUGAUUUGGCCUGGCCGUCGAAUUCCAUUCCUGACGACUUCUUUCCUUCUAACGCCUCGUUGUACGGUUAUACGGAUUUUGGAGUAUGGAAUGUCAGCUACCAAAGUGUGGAUUGUAUGAACGAUUGGGAAGGAGCCCAGAAUGCUGCGGCUCUCGGCAGCGCGGCCGACGUAGGUAGCGUUUGUUGCCCCGCUAAUCCGUCGGGGAAUGAUACUUGUCCGUCAUAUUCAGACGCAAAUGGCAUUCCUCCAGAUACCACCUCGGCAUCGUCUUCCGCAAUGCUGCUAAUACCCGACAGCUGGCUGUCUACGGUCCUGUGUUUCACAAUGUUGUUAGUCUACUUUGGGGUUGGAGGCGUUUGA
This is a messenger RNA of Fibroporia radiculosa, 750 nucleotides long. RefSeq lists its product as uncharacterized. NCBI's taxonomy places the organism in Eukaryota, Fungi, Basidiomycota, Agaricomycetes, Polyporales, Fibroporiaceae. The record is from RefSeq and is a predicted model, not a curated record. The transcript is spliced from 6 exons. Bases 1 to 750 code for a protein of 249 amino acids.